This is a messenger RNA of Lasiosphaeria miniovina, 1626 nucleotides long. RefSeq lists its product as uncharacterized. NCBI's taxonomy places the organism in Eukaryota, Fungi, Ascomycota, Sordariomycetes, Sordariales, Lasiosphaeriaceae. The coding region runs from base 1 to 1626 and encodes 541 amino acids. The record is from RefSeq and is a predicted model, not a curated record. The transcript has 3 exons.
AUGCCCGAGGAGGAAGAAGGAGGGCCGGGACGAGACCCAGGCCGCUCGCUCGAUCCGCCAUCUCCGUUAUCUCCACCCUCGUCGUUCCCAUCGCCGACUACGCCAUCCCGAGAGACGAGGGAGGCGGGCGUGGAGAGUAUGUUGGAGAGUGCUGGUCGUCGCCGGCAAACGCCUCCAAACCAACUGCUGCAGCACCCGCCUCUCACUCGACCGCGCAUUAACAACCGCCAACAUGCCCGCUCGCCAUCGCUGCCACUCCUUCCAAGCGCCCUGUCGUCUCCCAGGAGUCUGCACCAUCUGGGAAUAGGAUCCCCGUUGCCACUGUCUCCGUUACGCAGGCAAUUUCCAUCGCCGCCCGGCAUCGCCAACAGCAGCAGCUUCGGUAUAGCCAGGGACGACGCCGACGACGAGCUGAGCGACGACAACGACAGCCAUGGCCGACUUGAUGUUGCUGGCGGCGAUACCGACAGCUCUGAAGCAGGCGGCCGGCUCGAGCUGGACGACCAUGACAACAAUCUCACCCAAGAUAGCAAGGACGUGCUCGUGCAGCGUCUGAGCGACCUUGUUCAGCGCCUAUCGACAGCCGCUAACAUAACCCUGGCCGCCAGUGCCAUUCAGCAGACGGCCAUCAUCGGCCAGCUGCACGCCAAGGUCGACGAGAUGGAAGGCGCCCUGCUGGGCGAGGCAAGCGGCGGCGCCGGCCGGAGGCCGAGGAGGACACAGCCUUACGGGAGGAGACGAAGGGCGAGGCCAUCGCGCUCGCCUCGGCCAUUUCCCCUGCCCGUGCCGCUGCUGUUGCCGAACAGAUCUGGUUCUUUGAUGUCGCCAUCAUCGCUGUCCUCGCAACCGUCAGGAAGUCAGCCCGCGAAUGCGCUGUGGCUCGGCGGCACGCUCACCCCCCCUCCUCCUUGGCGCACAGGGGCCGGUGGCCAAAGUGGUGGUAGCGCCGAUGGCGAUGGCGACGACGCGUCAGCCGAACACUUUACCGAUAUCUCAUCUUGGAUGCAGCAACAAGUGCCCUCUGCAAUAGAGCCAUCAGCCACGACAGAAGAAAUAGCAACCACUAUAGAAGCAGCGCCGACAGCAAAGCCGGCCAGCGUAACGACAGUUGUUCUCGCCGCCACAGCGAAAACCCAGCCAGACGUGGCCGAGCGAGUCGCUGCCGCGGCCGAGAAGCUGAAUGCUGAUUUGGAAAUGGUUGUGAGGAGCCUACGCGCUCGGCGAGAAGAGUCAGUUCACAUCCACGGGCUUCUAGUCGAGAGAGCUGAAGCUGCGGCUUCACGAAUCCUGGAACUUGAAAAGGAUGUGGUUGAUCUGGAAGACGAGAUAAGCAGCAACGAGUCUGAACUCAAAAACCUCCGCCUUGAACUGCGGGCCGUCGAAGCGCUGUCCUCCUACCCGGCCGCAGGCGUCAUGGCCGCCGACCCGGACCUCGUGCAGAGCAUCGAGAACUGGAGGUCGGAUUGGGCUGCCCUACGCGACAAGAUGUCGCUGCGCAAGAAGGACCGCCGCAGCCGCCGCCGUGGCCAUGUGCUGCACCGAGAAGGAGGCGGAGACGACCACGGCUCGACCCUCGCAAGCAUGUCAAAUCUUUCCGAGUUAGACAGCAAUGAGCUUCUAUACUAA